UUACAACACGCAGGUUGGCCUGGUUGAGCAAAGAAAAAAAUGGCAACAUAUGGCGAAGAGCCAGUCGACAGAUACUUCUAUUCAUCUUACAACCCUUACGUGGGCAGGUACACCCGGCCCAGAGACGCGGGGUGGAAAUAUAAAGGUUAUUUCUCCCACUACGGAGACAACUCUGACGCGAUCAACAACCACCAGCGCGCCCAGCUGAAAUCCAUCUUAUCCCAGAUCAACCCCAAACUUACCCCGAGGCUCCGGAAGGCCAAUACCAAGGAUGUGGCGGUGCAGGUCAACCCGAAGAAGGACGCCUCUGUGCAGUGCGCCAUCGGCCCGCGGACCCUGCAGGCCAUGAAGCGGGACUUCCAGCGCAGGAAGAGGCGGGAGCCCGCCACGCCCAGCAGUCCAAAGGCAACAGGUGGCGUUCGUUAUCCACGAACCCUGGCCGUGUACUCCCCCAUAGCUUACCGGAGCGUCACGUCAUUCCUCGUGGACGACAAUAACAACAUCAAGGAUGCGUCCUCUGAGGCGACGGCGACCGUAGAGCCGCACGGCGACCCGGGAGAAGGGCCAGGAGAGGGCACCGAGGGGACGGCGGAGGAGGACGGCGGAGCUGGUGAGGGUGGGAAGACCGCAAAGUCUCCUGAACCGAGCCAGAAGUUUAAACUACAGCCGCAGGUGAAGGGUGAGCUCGCGCCACCUGUCGCAGAAGAAUCACAGGGCAAGGCCCGCGUGCGCUUCCAGUUCCUGGAACAGAAGUACGGCUAUUAUCACUGCAGAGAAUGCAAUCUGCGAUGGGAAAGUGCUUACGUAUGGUGCGUUCAGGGCACAAACAAGGUUUACUUCAAACAGUUCUGCAGGAAAUGCCAGAAGGGCUUCAACCCAUACCGUGUAGAAGACAUAACAUGCCAUACUUGCAACAAAGCCCGCUGCUCCUGUGCCCUGACGCAGCGGCACGUUGACCCCAAACGACCCCAUAGACAGGACUUGUGUGGCAGAUGCAAAGGCAAGCGGCUCUCCUGUGACAGCACGUUCAGCUUCAAAUACAUCAUCUGAGUCUGUUCGACUAAAACCCUCAAUGCAAAGCACACAUUUUUGAUGUUUCAAAACUUUAUAGAUUUUUUUUUUUCCCAUGUAUGUUUUGUUGACUCUAAGCACAUCAUGCCUUGGAUCGUAAUAAAUGGCUACCUUGCAUUUUGGGUGUUUUUUUUUUUUUUUUUAAAGUAUUUUAUUUUUGCAUUAAGUGGUCUUUCAUUGGUCAGCAGCGGUUUGGGCAUGUGCUCCAGGAAGAUGACUAGAGAUGUCCUGUAGGAAUGAAGUCUUUAGUUAUCCAGAGAAGGCUGGUAUGUGGAGGGAAAAUUAAAGUGGGUCUGCAUUCAAAAUCAAAAUGUACCAGAUGAGGACUGAGAUUAACUGUACAAGCAUUAGUCCCAAGAGAAAUAUGGAAGGCUGAACACGUGAUCAAAUGCAAGUCCAGAGCACAACCUGUGAAGGAAUGUAUAUUGAUGCAGCAUGAAACUGAAGCCAAAAAAAAAUGCUGCCACCAUCCAAGAUGAGCCUAUGAAGAUUUCAUGUUCAGAACAACAGCUUAGUGACUCAAACCUAUGAGCUUUUCUUAUGUUAGCUUUAUACAUACAUCCCAUUUGGGAUGAGCAGUGCAUUACACAAAAUUACAAGGAGGGGGAAAAAUACUGGUUUUACGCUAUACACUUCCUAAAAUAUAUACAGAGUACAAUAAGUUACGCUUUCAUUAUAAGCUGUAGCAAGUCUGCACUUUUGUGUAUGAGCAUCUCCCAAUAUAUAUCACACAGUCAAGAGUCUAAAGGCAUCUACUUAUUUGGUUAAAGAGUGAGUUUUGCGUGAAGACCUGCUGAAGGGAACUCAUCUCUCGGAGCAAUCAAACAUAUAUUUCUCUAUACACUCCCUGAAGGCAGGGGGUUUCCCCACAGGAUCACAUGUUAAAUAUCCUAACAUUUACAACCUAAGAUGUUAGCUCUAAUAAAAAAUACAUUUCUCAAAAAAAUAUUCUUGCAGUGCUUUCUCACUUUCAAGCAUGCAUUUGAAAACUUUUUUUUUUCCUUUUUUUUUUUUAUAAACAAGAUUCUUCUGAGUUUGCUUAUGAGUCUUGAUGGUGUGUCCUUAACACGGACCGUCGUACGCGCUUCCACACCGACUCCCAGAGGAGGCCAGCGCUCAGUGUGACGGGCUCCUCCUGGUCAGAUCAA
Messenger RNA from Xiphophorus couchianus (Monterrey platyfish), 2219 nucleotides. RefSeq names its product zygote arrest 1 (gene zar1). Gene Ontology annotation, cellular component: cytoplasm. The record is from RefSeq and is a predicted model, not a curated record. Gene Ontology annotation, biological process: translation. NCBI's taxonomy places the organism in Eukaryota, Metazoa, Chordata, Actinopteri, Cyprinodontiformes, Poeciliidae. The transcript is spliced from 4 exons. Bases 40 to 1050 code for a protein of 336 amino acids.